ACGGCCAGUCCCCUUGAUCACAUGGGAUUGGAAUCUAGUUGAGAGAAACUUUUGGCUGCUUAAUCCGUUCUGAGAUAUUGAUCAGAUUGACUGGUUGUCAGCACGGAAAACGGUCAAGGACAAAGACAGAGAAGGAACGGCGGGAAAGCCGUAUGCUCUUCAGAUGAGGAUCGGACUCUCCAGUGCGCCAUGUGCCCGGGAGGGGCUGGUUUUGGUGGCAGAGCGCAGGGACAGAGAGCGCAGAGGGAGAGAGGAGGAGGAAGAGAGGGCAGGACUGGCAGGGUGCGGUCUGAAGUGGCAACAGUUCCCCGUGGAUCACCCAAUUCCCUUCAGUUCAACUGGAAAGCUGCAGCUUGUCGCAUAUGGAGAAGUCCAGAGCAGGACAUCGAGUAAAACGAGCGCACAAGGGGCUGGUGUUCUUUCAGAUUCCCUGGUGCACAAGAAUGAGGAGGGCAGAGAAACCACAACAUUGAAACUUGGAUGCCAGCAGCCGCACUCUCUCUCUUUAACUCUCACACCCACCCAAUCGACUUUGAACCUGUUUGUUUAAAUACCCGGACUUUACAGCCUGCACACAUGCUGCUGAUAUCGUCAGGCGGUUCAUGAGUUCCUCUAAUCUGCAGACGUAAAAAAAUAUUUUUGGUAUUGCAAUGGUACCACAUGGAGAAAAACGGAUGACCUUAUUUCAUCCAAUAUUUUCAGACGCGGUGCUUUAUUUUUCACUGACAAAUGGAAACUAAACCGGAGAGGCACUGAAGACAUCUCUCUCUCUCCCCACGGGAGAGUCCACCCUCCUUCUCCCGGGGCGAUGCGGAUCUCCUUCCUCCUUCUCGCAGCCUCUCUGUGCGCCUCUGUCCUCCUCCUCGCACCUGUCUCGGAGGGCUGCGGGCCGGGGAGGGGACACGGCAAGAGGCGGCUCCCCAAGAAGCUCAUCCCGCUCGCCUACAAGCAGUUCAGCCCGAACGUGGCCGAGAAGACCCUGGGAGCUAGCGGGCGUCCCGAGGGGAAAAUUACUCGCAACUCCGAGCGCUUCAAGGAGCUCACACCGAACUAUAAUACAGAUAUAAUCUUCAAAGAUGAAGAGGACACGGGCGCAGACAGGCUCAUGACUCAGCGUUGUAAAGACAAGCUAAACUCUUUGGCCAUCUCUGUGAUGAACAUGUGGCCAGGUGUGAAGCUGAGAGUGACAGAGGGCUGGGAUGAAGAUGGUCAUCACUCAACAGACUCGCUGCACUAUGAGGGGCGUGCUGUCGAUAUCACCACCUCAGAUAGGGACAGAAAUAAGUAUGCCAUGUUGGCCCGCUUGGCUGUAGAAGCUGGAUUUGACUGGGUCUACUAUGAGUCCAAAGGCCACAUUCACUGUAGCGUCAAGUCAGAGCACUCAGUGGCAGCCAAAACGGGAGGAUGUUUCCCUGGCGAUGCUCAGGUCAUUGUAGAUGGCGGGCACACCAAAGAGAUGCGUGACCUCCUCCCCGGUGACCGGGUCCUGGCGUCGUCCUCAACAGAUGUCCACGCUCAGCUUCUCUACAGCCCCAUUGUGUCCUUUCUGGAUCGCCGGCCCAAUGCAACGAGGACUUUCUAUGUAAUCGGGACGGAUGGACAACAUAACCUUACUCUCACAGCUGCUCACCUGAUCUUUGUCACAGACUGUGUCAGGAGACCAAGGAAGUCAGGGCAGGAAGAAACAUCUCAGGGAACCAAAUAUUUUGGUUCCAUGUGGCAGAGGAGGGGACGUGAGGAAGGUAUGAGGACAGUUUUUGCCACCGAAGUCCAGCCUGGACAGUGUGUGUUUACAACCUCUGGCAGAUCAAAGUCACGUCCAAGACUCUCAGUUGUGACCUUUGUUGAGGAGCAGAGAAGCACUGGGUUAUAUGCCCCUCUUACCCAGCAUGGGUCUAUAGUGGUAAACGGCGUGUUGGCAUCUUGCUAUGCUGCUGUGGACAGUCAUUAUUUGUCCCACUGGGUCUUGGCUCCAUUGAGACUUGUUUACAGAAUAAUAGGACCCUCACAAGUGCAGAUUGAUGGGCUUCACUGGUACCCCUGGAUUCUGCAAAGGCUAGGGAAAGUGUUGCUGGGCACUGGACACUUCCACCCCUGGGGCUUUGACCAGUGACAUCAAAGGGAGGAAGAAAGAGAAGCUUCAGGAUGAUGGCAUCUUUUAUUCACCUGCAUUCAGGGGCACAAUAAAAAAAGCACAACUGUAUCUUGAAUAAAACUGAUUUAAAGUGUAAAUAUAUUUUGCACUUACUCCAAGUGCCUAUAUUUGCUGUACUCUAACAAAUCUCUUGCCUAUGCAACUGUGUAAGUCAACAGAGGAUUUGAAUUGCAUGAAUAUCAGAAGACAACUAAAGCUCUUAUUCAUCUAAAAAGUCUUGUUAUCAAUUUGUUUAAUUCUUAUUGAAAUCUGUCACUAUUUGUGCUGUCUGUUGAGAUUUAAACAUGAUCCCAAUUUUUUGAGAAUGAAAAAAGAAAGUGAACAAGGAAAUAUUUGAAGAAACGUAAGAGGAAGAUUGAGAAAGCAAAAGAUUUAUGGAGUUGUAAAGCUUUUAUAUGUUAAUAGGUAUUUAUACAUAUACAACCAAAUAUGAAUAGAUUAAAGGUUUACUUCCAGAAGUCUCUCUUUCUACACUCUUUGUCACAUCUACACCUUUUAUUUUUAGUCAACACAGUGUGAUGCAGAGCAGUAAUGCACAGAUUUGAAAAGUAGUUAAACAUUUGUAAAAGGCUUGUCUAUAUGAAGCCACUAAAUGGCAUGAAAUGAAGGUGUGUAUAAAAACAGAACAAAUCUCUUUAAAAACCAGCCCAUCUUUUCACUUGUUUUCCUGUCUUCCAUCAGCUUUUAAACAAAUUAUCUUCCUCUUAUCCAAAUGUUUCAUUUACAAUCUUUUUUUUUUUUUUAUCAGGUGUGUUAUUGAAGAGAUUUGUUUUCAUUGUUUCAAGGUGUCACUUUUCAGGUCAGUAAUAUGACUCAGGCUCUAAUCAACUACUGUAUUAAAUAUCUUCUAUGCAUCUUGUUAAAUAGCAGUAAUUAUCACAAUUAUCGGAGAGAAAUGAGUUUCUAAUGUAAUAAUGGCAAUAUCCUGUUAUUUUUGUACUUUGUCUGUUUCAAAACACCCACAUUGGAGCAGUAAAUUGUUAUCAUUAGCAAUAUUAAUUUUAUGAAAGGAUGUAUAGAAAUGUACAAAUAUCUAAUAUAUAUUUUGGAUUGCCUAAACUGUUUUCGGUAUUGACUUUAGAAUGCUUAAUGAAAAGACACAAUGCAAUUAUCUUAUAACUCCAAGGCAUUUUUACAUGACUGCUCAAAAUUAUUGUCAAAUAUGUACAUUAAAGGUAUUGGAGAAACUAUUUAAAGAUCUAUUUUUAGAAACAAAUGCUGUAUGUUUUAUUAUUUUUGGCAACUUUGUUUAUAAAUUUUGUAUUUGACACAUAAAAGUUUUAAAGAACCAA
Girardinichthys multiradiatus is the source of this 3447-nucleotide messenger RNA. Its product is annotated as indian hedgehog B protein-like. Gene Ontology annotation, molecular function: calcium ion binding; patched binding. The record is from RefSeq and is a predicted model, not a curated record. NCBI's taxonomy places the organism in Eukaryota, Metazoa, Chordata, Actinopteri, Cyprinodontiformes, Goodeidae. Bases 809 to 2113 code for a protein of 434 amino acids. The transcript has 4 exons. Gene Ontology annotation, biological process: regulation of gene expression; intein-mediated protein splicing; smoothened signaling pathway.